GUCUCCAUGGCAACGUGACUGAACUCAGUGGUUUGACAUGGCCGUUCGUUGUCCGUUCCAAACUUUUUUAGGUUUGAAAAGUGUCAAAUGUAUUUGCAUAGUUUCCAGAUUUUUUUCUUUUGCAGUUUUGUGUUUUGGAGCUGCUUCCUGUUGUUAGAAGAAACUCUGACUUUAUUGUCAGCACGCUGUGGAACUUUGGACACUUCUUUGGGACCUUGUUAGUUUAGUGAUGAGUUGUGAAGAGGAGCAGCGCUCGGCAGGCCUGGAGGCUGUGAUUCAGCAUGUCCCGUCUGUGUUUGAGGGAGCAGGAGCAGGUUUUGUCCUCUGAAGUUCAGGAGAGGCUCUUCCACGCAGGACCGAUGAGUGAGCGAGGGGCUGAACUCAGUCCUGGCGGACGUCUUCAGGUCUUUUCCCAGCACGCUUCAGGUUCCUCUCAGUUCCACCAGCAAACAAGAGCAAGACUUUGUGUAGCACCUUUUAAGCUGGAGAAAUCUCUUCUUCACUCCGAGGACGGCUCAGGAGAGAGAAGUCUGACCGUUCAAGUUGAUGACGGCGAGCCUGGAGGAGGCUCGGCUGUACCCAUCUUCACUCGCAUCCGCCAGAUCAUCACCAGCAACCUGGCUGCUGGAGAAGAGGCCUUGACAGAUACCAGCUCACAGACCUGUGAGGGGGGGGAGAGCAGAGCCCCAGGGGAACAGCCGCCCUCCAGCCAGCUGGACCGAGAUCAGCUGCCAAUCAAACGCUGCAGUGACAAACAGAGGGGAGCAGCACACUCUCAAGCUCAGGUCCAUCAGAAGCGUCUCGAACAGGAUCUUGGCAUUGACGUCCAGUUCAAGCUGCAGGAGGAGCAGAGGAGGUGUGCCAGUCUCAGCCAGGUGAACUGUGUGCUGCGGGAACAGCUGGACCAGGCGGGCGCCCUCAACAGAGAGCUGACUGAGAGCGUAUGGACGACCCAGGAGGAGCUGGUGCGGUGUGAGACACGCCUGCAGAGGCAACAGCAGAUGGCUGUCUCCCAGUCGGACCGCCAGCAGGCCGGGAUCAGAGCUGUGUGGCGCCUGGCCGCCUCCCUGCGGAGUGAAUUCACACAGCUUAGGACUUUCACUGACAGAACUCUUUUUGGAAUGCUUGCGGAGUGUGCUGCUGUGAGCCGGCUUCUCCAAGCUGCAUGUACGGGCUUUGAGGCCAGGCUGGCUGAAGAGGGUGCGUGCAGUCGUGUGACAGCACUCGAGAGACAGCUCAGGGAAAAGCUGAAGGAGGCCAUGCAGCUGCAGGCCGGCUGGGACGCUCAGAAAGUUCAGCUGAACUCUAGAAUCCAGGAAAUGACUGACGCCGUGCAGCACCUCCAGAGCCAGAAGGACGCCGGCCUCAGCGCCACGCAGCCGGGUUGGGAUGGACAGGAGAUCCACACUGGUUUGGAAGCAGCUCAGAAGCAGGCGGACACAUUAAAGAAUCAGCUGCAAGGAAAAGAUGUGGAGCAGAUGAUCCCCAAAGUACAGAGGGAAGGUCAGGAGGUCAAGGAUGUCAGCGCGAGUCACUGCUGCACAAAGGAGCUCAUUUCAAAUCAGAAGCAGAGCCUGGAGGAGCUGCUUCCAGGGCUGCAGCAGGAGGUGCGCUCUCAGAGAGAGGAGCUGGAGGGACUGCGGCGCUCGACGCUGGACCUCCAGAGGCAGUGGGACCUCCUCAGGCAGCAGAGGGAGGAGCUGGAGGCGCAGCAGGCACACCAACGCACAGAAGCCCAAAGAGGGGAGAACAGUCUGCAGGAGCUGGAAGGAAAGCACUCGGACCUGCGCAGGGAGCUCUUCCUGAUCAAAGAGGCCUUCAGUCAGGUCACUCUCCAGAAAGAGGUGCUGGAGAAGGACAAGGCCAGCCUCUCUGAAGCUCUCACCAAGAUGGAGUUCCAGCUUGCUGCAAAGGACUGUGCUCUGACCAAACUGCACAACCAGGAGGCUGAUCUAAAAGACACUGUGGUGAAAAUGGCUGCCCUUAGUGAAGGUCUAGCUAAAGACAAGGUGGCCCUCAGCCGGAUCGUGAUGCAGACGGAGGGGGACAAAGGCGAGCUGGAUGAGCGUAGACGGGAAGCUGUAGUGGAGCGAACCACGGCCAAAGAGCGUGCAGCACGGGCGCACGCAGACAUGACGACCCUACGAGCUGAAAAGCAAGCCCUGGAAAGAUCUCACACUCACCUGCAAGAUCUUUGCCAGAAGCUGGAGGCGGAGCUGCAUCUCCUGCUGGAGGAGAGAGCCAAGGCCCUGGAGACGCACUCCCAGGUCAGAAGGCAGAUGCAGGCUGUGACGGAGGAGCUGUGUGCGUGCAGGAAGGAGCUUGAGGAGAAGACCGAAGCCAUAAAGAGAGUCACCCAAGACAGGGAGGAGCAGGCCAAGGACAAGGCCGCCCUGGAAGUCAGGCUAAACUCUGCUGAGCGAAAGGCCUGUGUUCUCACGGAGGGGCUGACUGCUCUGAGAGCAGAGAGGGAGUCCCUGGAGAAGGCCCUGUUUGAGAGCCAGGAGCUUUCUGCCUCCCUGGAGGCCGAGCUCGGCAGGCUGGAGGGCAGCAGGAACAGCCUGAUCCUUGCUAACCAGGCCUUGACGCGUGAUGCAGCUCAGAGACGUGGAGAGGCUGAGCGAGAGCUCGCAGAAGCAGCACAACAGACAAGUGAACUGGAGGAGAAACUAGCUCAAGUGAAAAGAAAUGCUCUGUUGACGCUGAGCAACAAGGAGCAGAUUCACCGAGAGCAGAUAGAGACGGAGCGCAUGCAGAGGGAGCAACAAUGUUCAGAGCUGGUGGCUCUUCAGGAUCAGGCUGAGGAGCAGCUGCAUCGGCAGUGUGAAGAGCUGCGCAUGCGCAGCCAGAGGGAGCUACAGCAGGUGCGAGAAGAGCUGGCCUGGAUGCAGAAAGAGUUCAGCCAAAGUCUUCUGCAGGCUGAGAGUGAGAAGCAGCAGGCUCUGUCUCUGAUGGAGGCAGAGAAGGUCGCCCUCUCAGAGAGAAUGGCAUCCCUGCAAAAGGACGUCACCAGAGCAGACGUGGAGAUCCAACUCAUCCGCAGAGAUGCCAUCAGCAAACAGGAACAAGAUCAGAACUCUAUAGCAGUUCUUCAGUCGCAGCUGCAGGACCUGCGGACUCAGCUGGAGGGGUCUCUGGACUCCCACCAGGAAGCCCAGAAGAGUUUGACAGAGCAGGUCAAAGAGCUGGAGGAGGAGAAAGAACAUGCCCAACAAGAGGUNCUGGCCCUUCGUCAUCGUCUGCAGGAGGCAGAAGACAAUCUGGUUAGAGGGCAAAGAGAUCUGAUUGAGGCUCACAGAGAGAUUCGGGAUUCUGCACAGGAGCAAAAGAAUUUAAGAGAGGAGGUGCUGGACCUGAGAAAGCAACUGAGCAAUGAAACCAGGAUGAAGGAAGCCGUCCGAGCCUCCAACCACCAGCUUCAUGCUCUCAUCAAGAAAGCAGAGAGUGACAAGAGCAGUCUGAAACAGGCUUUGGAUCAGCAGGAACAGAAGUGGUUUGUUCUGGAAGAAUGUAAGAACUCAGCGCAGCAGGAGGCAGCCACUCUCCGAAGCAGCAUGAGCGAGCUGGAGAGGACCCACCUGCAGUCAUGCAGACUGCUGCAGGAGCUGCACAGACAGGUAAAGAUGCUUGAAGGCGAGAACAGCCGUCAGAUGGAGGAGCUGCUGGAGCUACAGGCCCGGGUUUGUCGUGAGGAGCAGAAGGAGGAGGAGGCCCGUCAGGAGGCGUUCACCCUGCAGCAGAGACUACACCAGUGUGAGGCUGGGAAGGAAGCAGCACUAAAGGAGGUAGCAGGUCUGCAGUGCCGCGUGAGGGAGCUGGAGACAGCCGAGGAGUGGAGCUGCCGUAUGCAGCAGGAUCUGCAGCAGACGCUCAGUCUGCGCAGGGAAGCUACGGCUCAGCUGGAAGUUGCGCUGGAGGCUUCCCGGACUCAAAUCAAGGACCUCUCUGUGCAGCUCCGCCUCUGUGAAAACACGGCCCAGAGCUUGGAGGAGCAGCUGGUUUUAAGUGAUGCCCAAAACAAGGACUUAGAGCAUCAGCUGGCAGAGCUGCUGUCAGCCUUCCGCUCUGCAGUUGGUGUCAACCAUGGACGGCUGUCGUGCAAAUCUGCAUCCAGAUCACGCUCUACAGGUGGAGAAGAUGAAGCUGGGGGAUCAACCUCGUCUUCUGAGGAAGAUCUGAGUGUGAAACAUGUUGACAAGGCUCUACAAGGACUACUGCAGGAACUCAGGGACGCACAGACAGAGAAGGAUGAAACCAAAGCUCACGGAGUCAUUCUGAGUCGAGAAGUGAAGGAGCUAAAAGACUCCCAGGAGAUGUUGACCACCCAGCUGCUGCAGCUCCAGAGGUCCUUGGAGCAAUCAGAGAAAGGACAAGAUGAAACGGCGGAGCAGUUGCUGAAGGCACAGACGUCUCUGUCCCGGCAGCAGGACCUCGCACAUCAGUCCGAGAGGGAAAAGAGAGGCCUGGAAGCAGAGCUGGCUCAACUCAGAGUCAGACUGCAAGCUGCUCAGACUGAGUCCAGAUCCCUGCAGGACAGAUUGAAGGUCUCGCAAGGGUUAGAAUCAUCUGCAAAUGCAGAAGUGAGGAAACUCAAGGAGUCUCUGGAGGCCGCCCAGAGCAGAGUCGGAUCUUUGGAGCUCUCCCAGCGCACCCUGGAAGGUGAGCUGGACAGGGCUCAGCUGAGGGCAGCAGAGCUGGAGGCUGAGGCCACCGCGCUGCAGGAGCGGCUUACAGACACCAGGAGGAAACUGAGCGAGAGCGAGGAUCACCGCGCUGCUCUUAAGGUCAACGAGGAGAAGCAGGCCACCAUGCUAACCCGAGCUGAGCAGCAGGAGAGCCAGCUGAGAGAAAAGACCCACAAACUUUCCACCAGCCUCGGUGAGCUGAGGCACAGCUCUGAAGGACUGCAGCAGCAGGUGACAGAGCUGCAGCGCGCUCUCGUGUGCAGCCAACAGGACAGACGGCUGCUGCAGGAACGCCUGGAUGAGACAUGGGAGGCUCUGUCAGAGAGUAAAAAGCUGAAGCAUACACUCACAGAGGAGAAGCAGAACCUUCAAAGAGCACAGGAAGACUUGGAGCUGAAGAUGUCAGAGCUGGAGGACCGAAACAAGGUCCUGAAGGAGAGCCUGAAACAGCAGCAGGACGCUGAGCUUCAAACAUCCCAGCAGCUCCUCAACGACAAGGCCAAACUCCAGGAGAAGCUCGGCCUCCUGCAGACCUCGAUGCAAAAGCUUCAACAUGAGAACGCAGAGAUGGAGCAAAACCUGGCACGCCUCAGGAAAGACAAGUCUGUCCUGAGGAAGACACUGGAGAAGGUGGAGAUGGAGAGGCUGAGGAAGCAGGAGGAGGCAGCCUCUGCUGCCAGAGACCGAGCCCAGUUGGAGCAGAGAGUCCAGAGUGUGGAGCAGCAGCUGGAGGAGAAGCAGGACGUCCUGCAGGUUCUGCAGUCCCAACUGUCCCACUCGGAGCACUCCCACGCCCAGCGCCUCCUGGAGGUGACAGCCUAUCAUCACAAGGAGCUGGAGGAGGAGCGGGCCCGUCUGAAGGAGAGUCAGCUCAGAGUAGAGUUCGCCCUGGACGGCCGGGAGGCGGCUCACCAGCAGACGGUCAGACGUCUGGAGGAGCAGGUGCUGACCCUGAAAGAGCAGCUGGAUCAGGAGACCAGAAGACGGCAGACCUGCUUUAACCAGAUGCUGCAGUCUGGUAGACAGUGAGGAGUGGAGCUCCUCGCCUUUCAAACAACCCACUGUGUGGCAUAAGAGCACAAUCCCAACACACGUGCACACAAGAUUACACUAAUCUGCAGAAAAACGCAACAACAACAAACAAUGAGGGUUUUGUUGGUGCCGAAAGGUUUUCCUGCUGUCUGAUAGUGAGCCAUCGUUCUUUCUCCGGUGACGGUGGAACACAAAAUCUUUAAUAUAAUGUAACUUUUUAACCUUUAACAGGAUAAU
Messenger RNA from Oryzias melastigma (Indian medaka), 5954 nucleotides. RefSeq names its product ciliary rootlet coiled-coil, rootletin family member 2 (gene crocc2). The coding region runs from base 282 to 5714 and encodes 1810 amino acids. The record is from RefSeq and is a predicted model, not a curated record. NCBI's taxonomy places the organism in Eukaryota, Metazoa, Chordata, Actinopteri, Beloniformes, Adrianichthyidae. The transcript has 33 exons.